Phalacrocorax carbo (great cormorant) is the source of this 8819-nucleotide messenger RNA. NCBI's taxonomy places the organism in Eukaryota, Metazoa, Chordata, Aves, Suliformes, Phalacrocoracidae. The record is from RefSeq and is a predicted model, not a curated record.
UGAAGAGCAAGGAAAGGAAGGAUAAUGCAAAAGAUAUUGCAGAGGAUUCAAAGAGCUGGAAAAUAGUUUCUAGAUUAAAACACCAAGUUGUCAGUAGUUUAAAGCAACAUUUCAGGUUUUAGCUUCUAUACAAGGCUAUUACAUAAAAUAACUCUGAAGUAAGAAAAAAUUGACCAAAAGGAAUUUACCUUUACUACAUACAGAAAAUAUACUCAGGUUCAGCUGUUUCAACACUCCUUGGAAUUUAAAAAUGUUUCAAGCCUUUGUUCGGCAAGCGUAUCACCCGCUACCCAGCCACCAGCCAGGGGAACCUGAAAUGAAGUAUAAGGGGAAGCUGGUGCAUGAAACUCAGCUUAACUGCUUCUACAUCAAACCUGGAGGUUCCAACUAUGGGAGUCCCCGUCCAGCUCAUGCCAACAUGAAUGCCAAUGCAGCUGCAGGGCUUGCCCCAGAGCAUAUCCCUACUCCAGGAGCAGCUCUGUCCUGGCAAGCUGCGAUUGAUGCUGCCAGGCAAGCCAAACUGAUGGGUAGUGCUGGCAAUGCAACAAUAUCCACAGCUAGCUCCACGCAGAGAAAACGGCAGCAGUAUGGGAAACAGAAAAAACAGGGUACCACCACAGCUACGCGUCCUCCCCGGGCACUGCUGUGUUUAACACUGAAAAACCCCAUCCGGAGGGCAUGCAUCAGCAUCGUCGAAUGGAAAUCAUUUGAAAUAAUUAUUUUACUGACUAUUUUUGCCAAUUGUGUGGCCUUAGCUAUCUAUAUCCCCUUUCCAGAAGAUGAUUCCAAUGCCACCAAUUCCAAUCUGGAACGAGUGGAAUAUCUCUUUCUCAUAAUUUUUACAGUGGAAGCAUUUUUAAAAGUAAUAGCAUAUGGACUUCUCUUUCACCCCAACGCUUACCUCCGCAAUGGCUGGAAUUUACUAGAUUUUAUAAUUGUGGUAGUAGGGCUUUUUAGUGCAAUUUUAGAACAAGCAACCAAAGCAGAUGGGGGGAAUUCAAUAGGAGGAAAAGGUGCCGGAUUUGAUGUUAAAGCACUGCGGGCUUUCAGAGUAUUACGUCCGUUACGGCUGGUGUCUGGAGUUCCUAGUCUCCAGGUGGUUUUAAAUUCAAUCAUCAAGGCCAUGGUCCCUUUGUUGCAUAUUGCCCUGCUGGUGCUGUUUGUCAUUAUUAUCUAUGCCAUCAUUGGCCUGGAGUUAUUUAUGGGGAAGAUGCAUAAGACCUGCUACCAUGUGCAAGGGGGACUUACAGAUACACCUGCAGAAGAUGAUCCGUCGCCCUGUGCCCCCCAGUCUGCACAUGGGCGGCAGUGUCAGAACGGCACGGAGUGCAAGCCAGGCUGGGAGGGUCCUAAGCACGGCAUUACGAACUUUGACAAUUUUGCUUUUGCCAUGCUGACAGUGUUUCAGUGCAUCACGAUGGAGGGCUGGACAGAUGUGCUGUACUGGGUCAAUGAUGCCAUAGGAAGGGACUGGCCCUGGAUCUAUUUUGUUACACUAAUCAUCAUAGGGUCAUUUUUUGUACUUAACUUGGUUCUCGGUGUACUUAGCGGGGAGUUUUCCAAAGAAAGAGAGAAGGCUAAGGCUCGGGGUGAUUUCCAGAAGUUACGGGAAAAACAACAGCUAGAGGAGGAUUUGAAGGGAUACUUAGACUGGAUAACUCAAGCAGAAGAUAUUGACCCAGAAAAUGAAGAUGAAGGCAUGGAUGAGGAGAAGCCUCGGAACAUGAGCAUGCCCACCAGUGAGACUGAGUCCGUGAACACAGACAACGUCCCUGGAGCAGAUAUUGAAGGCGAAAACUGCGGUGCUAGGCUAGCGCAUCGGAUCUCAAAAUCAAAGUUUAGUCGCUACUGGCGCCGAUGGAAUCGAUUCUGCAGAAGGAAGUGCCGUGCUGCUGUCAAGUCCAAUGUUUUCUACUGGUUGGUGAUAUUCCUUGUGUUUCUCAACACCCUUACCAUUGCCUCUGAACACUACAACCAGCCAGACUGGCUCACGGAGGUCCAAGACACUGCCAAUAAGGUACUGCUAGCUCUUUUCACGGCAGAGAUGCUACUGAAGAUGUACAGCCUUGGUCUCCAGGCCUAUUUUGUGUCCCUCUUCAACCGCUUUGACUGUUUCAUUGUAUGUGGAGGAAUCCUGGAAACAAUUCUGGUUGAAACAAAGAUCAUGUCGCCACUGGGCAUUUCGGUGUUGAGAUGUGUUCGACUCCUAAGAAUAUUUAAAAUCACAAGAUACUGGAACUCCCUGAGCAACCUCGUGGCUUCACUCCUGAAUUCAGUCCGCUCCAUUGCUUCCCUGUUGCUGCUUCUCUUCCUCUUCAUUAUCAUAUUCUCACUCCUGGGGAUGCAGCUUUUUGGCGGAAAGUUUAACUUUGAUGAGAUGCAGACAAGAAGAAGUACAUUUGACAACUUCCCCCAGUCCCUCCUUACUGUGUUUCAGAUCCUGACUGGGGAGGACUGGAAUUCGGUGAUGUAUGAUGGGAUCAUGGCUUAUGGCGGCCCCUCUUUUCCAGGAAUGUUGGUCUGUAUUUACUUCAUCAUCCUCUUCAUCUGUGGAAACUAUAUCCUUCUGAAUGUAUUUUUGGCCAUUGCUGUGGACAACCUUGCUGAUGCUGAGAGUUUAACAUCUGCACAGAAAGAGGAGGAAGAGGAAAAAGAAAGGAAAAAGCUAGCUAGGACUGCUAGUCCUGAAAAGAAACAGGAGAUAGAAAAAACAGCUGUGGAGGAGGAGACAAAAGAGGAGAAAAUUGAGCUGAAAUCGAUCACUGCUGAUGGAGAAUCUCCGCCCGCUACCAAGAUCAACGUGGAUGAUUAUCAGCCCAAUGAAAAUGAAGAAAAGAGCCCAUAUCCCACAACAGAAGCACCAGCAGAGGAAGAUGAGGAGGAACCUGAGAUGCCUGUCGGCCCUCGGCCUCGCCCAAUGUCUGAGCUGCACCUCAAGGAAAAGGCUGUCCCUAUGCCUGAUGCCAGUGCUUUUUUCAUCUUCAGUCCAAACAACAGGUUUCGUGUCCACUGCCAUCGAAUCGUUAACGAUAACAUUUUCACCAACCUGAUCCUAUUUUUCAUCUUGCUCAGCAGCAUCUCCCUGGCAGCUGAGGACCCCGUCCGACACCUCUCCUUUAGGAACCAAAUUCUCUUUUAUUUUGAUAUAGUUUUUACUGUCAUUUUCACCAUUGAAAUUGCUCUGAAGAUCCUAGGCAAUGCAGACUAUGUCUUCACUAGUAUCUUUACAUUAGAAAUUAUUCUUAAGAUGACCGCAUACGGGGCUUUCCUCCAUAAGGGCUCCUUCUGCAGAAACUAUUUCAACAUCUUAGACCUGCUGGUGGUCAGCGUUUCUCUCAUCUCUUUUGGGAUCCAGUCCAGCGCCAUCAAUGUGGUGAAGAUCCUGCGUGUUCUGCGAGUGCUUAGACCACUGAGGGCCAUCAACAGAGCCAAAGGACUAAAGCAUGUGGUCCAGUGUGUGUUUGUCGCCAUCCGAACCAUCGGAAACAUUGUGAUUGUCACCACUUUGCUGCAGUUCAUGUUUGCCUGCAUUGGAGUUCAGUUGUUUAAGGGCAAGCUGUACAGCUGCACUGAUAGCUCCAAGCAGACAGCAGCAGAAUGCAGAGGGUACUACAUUACAUACAAGGAUGGUGAGGUCAACCAGCCGAUGAUACAGCCCCGGAGCUGGGAGAACAGCAAGUUUGACUUUGACAACGUCUUGACUGCCAUGAUGGCCCUCUUCACUGUCUCAACCUUUGAGGGAUGGCCAGAGUUGCUGUAUAGGUCCAUUGAUUCCCACAUGGAGGAUGUGGGACCCAUCUAUAAUCACAGGGUUGAGAUCUCCAUCUUCUUUAUUAUCUACAUCAUCAUCAUUGCUUUCUUCAUGAUGAACAUCUUCGUUGGUUUCGUCAUCGUCACAUUUCAGGAACAAGGCGAACAAGAGUACAAGAACUGUGAGCUGGACAAGAACCAGCGCCAGUGUGUAGAAUAUGCCCUGAAGGCCCGGCCCCUGCGAAGAUAUAUCCCUAAAAACCAGUACCAGUACAAAGUUUGGUAUGUGGUCAACUCCACCUAUUUUGAAUACCUGAUGUUCGUUCUGAUCCUGCUGAACACCAUCUGCUUGGCCAUGCAACACUACGGUCAGAGCUGCAUGUUCAAGGAAGCCAUGAAUAUCCUCAACAUGCUCUUCACUGGUCUCUUCACUGUUGAGAUGGUCCUGAAAUUAAUCGCCUUCAAACCCAAGGGUUACUUUAGUGAUCCUUGGAAUGUUUUUGACUUCCUCAUCGUAAUUGGCAGCAUUAUAGACGUCAUUCUCAGUGAAACUAAUCACUAUUUCUGUGAUGCAUGGAAUACAUUUGACGCCUUGAUUGUUGUGGGUAGCAUUGUUGAUAUAGCAAUCACCGAGGUGAACCCAGCUGAACAUACCCAAUGCUCUUCCUCUAUGAACACAGAGGAAAACUCUCGCAUCUCAAUCACCUUCUUCCGACUCUUCCGUGUGAUGCGUCUCGUGAAGCUCCUGAGCCGAGGGGAGGGCAUCCGGACGCUGCUUUGGACCUUCAUCAAGUCCUUCCAGGCUCUCCCCUAUGUGGCUCUUUUAAUAGUGAUGUUGUUCUUCAUCUAUGCCGUGAUCGGGAUGCAGGUGUUUGGUAAAAUUGCGCUGAAUGAUACCACAGAAAUCAACCGCAACAACAACUUCCAGACCUUCCCCCAGGCAGUGCUGCUGCUUUUCAGGUGUGCCACCGGUGAGGCCUGGCAGGAAAUCAUGCUGGCAUGUCUCCCAGACAAGAAGUGUGACCCAGAGUCAGAGCCGGCCAACUCCACCGAAGCAGAUCACUCCUGUGGCAGCAGCUUCGCUGUCUUCUAUUUCAUCAGCUUCUACAUGCUCUGUGCCUUCCUGAUCAUCAAUCUUUUUGUAGCUGUUAUAAUGGAUAACUUUGAUUACCUGACACGGGACUGGUCCAUUUUAGGACCACACCACCUGGAUGAGUUUAAAAGGAUCUGGGCAGAGUAUGACCCUGAAGCCAAGGGACGGAUCAAACACUUGGACGUGGUGACACUGCUCCGGCGGAUUCAGCCCCCGCUGGGCUUCGGGAAGCUCUGCCCUCACCGGGUGGCUUGCAAACGCCUUGUCUCCAUGAAUAUGCCACUGAACAGUGAUGGGACUGUCAUGUUCAAUGCCACCCUUUUUGCAUUGGUCAGAACUGCACUGAGGAUCAAGACAGAAGGUAACCUGGAGCAAGCCAACGAAGAGCUGAGAGCAAUAAUUAAGAAAAUCUGGAAGCGCACCAGUAUGAAGCUGCUGGACCAGGUGGUGCCCCCCGCAGGUGAUGAUGAGGUGACCGUCGGGAAGUUCUAUGCCACUUUCCUGAUCCAGGAAUAUUUCCGGAAGUUCAAGAAACGUAAAGAACAGGGACUGGUUGGCAAGCCCUCCCAGCGCAAUGCACUCUCCUUGCAGGCUGGUUUGCGCACGCUUCAUGACAUUGGGCCAGAGAUCCGACGAGCAAUUUCUGGAGACCUGACAGCUGAAGAAGAGCUAGAUAAGGCCAUGAAAGAAGCUGUUUCUGCUGCCUCCGAAGAUGAUAUCUUCCGGAGAGCUGGAGGCUUGUUCGGAAACCAUGUCAGCUAUUACCAAAGUGAUGGCAGGAGUGCAUUCCCCCAGACAUUCACCACCCAGCGCCCUCUGCACAUCAAUAAGUCUGGCAACAACCAGGGAGAUACUGAGUCUCCAUCUCAUGAGAAGCUGGUGGACUCCACAUUCACUCCCAGCAGCUACUCAUCUUCAGGCUCCAAUGCCAACAUCAACAAUGCCAACAACACCGCCCUGUGCCGCUUCCCCAGCCCACCCAGCUACCCCAGUACUGUCAGCACAGUGGAAGGCCAUGGGACCCCCUUGUCACCCACCAUACGUGUGCAGGAAGUUCCUUGGAAACUACCUUCCAAAAGGACGCAUUACUACGAAACACUGGGACGCUCCAGUUCCAGAGACAGCCAGCUGGCAAUUGUUUGCCAAGAGGAAGUGUCUCAGGAUGAGACUUAUGAUGAAAAUUUGAAUGAAGACAUUGAGUACUGUAGUGAACCAAGUCUGCUCUCUACUGAAAUGCUUGCAUACCAAGAUGAUGAAAACAGACAACUUACUCCACCAGAAACCAACAAAGGAGAGGACACCCGGCACUCUCCGAAGAAAGGGUUUCUGUGCUCCUCAGCACUAGGUCGAAGGGCGUCUUUUCACUUAGAGUGCCUGAAAAGACAGAAGAACCAGGGCGUAGACGUCUCACAGAAGACAGUUCUGCCUUUUCAUCUGGUACAUCAUCAGGCAUUAGCAGUGGCUGGCCUGAGUCCCCUGCUCCAGCGAAGCCAUUCCCCCACCAUGUUCUCUCGGCUGUGUGCUACGCCCCCCGCUACACCCUGCAGCCGUGGCUGGCCGCAACAGACCAUCCCGACUCUGCGCCUCGAUGGGGUAGAGUCCAGUGAGAAGCUCAACAGCAGCUUCCCGUCAGUACACUGCAGCUCUCGGUAUGCUGACAACACCAGCUGCAGCAGCCCGAGGAGAGCCAGGCCGGUCUCCCUCACUGUCCCGAGCCAGACCGGAGGGAGCAGCAGGCAGUUUCACGGCAGCGCUGGCAGCCUAGUCGAAGCGGUCUUGAUUUCGGAAGGACUGAUGCAGUUUGCUCAAGAUCCAAAGUUCAUUGAGGUCACAACCCAGGAGCUCGCAGACGCCUGUGACAUGACGAUAGAAGAGAUGGAAAAUGCAGCAGACAACAUUCUCAAUGGUAACAGCAAGCAGAGCCCCAAUGGCAACCUCUUGCCUUUUGUUAACUGCAGGGACCCAGGGCAGGACAGUGCAGGAGAGGAAGAGGAAGAGGUGCAGAACCCGGAUUGUAGAAAAAGUCAGGAGGAGCUCGAGGACAGCAGGAUUUAUAUCAGCAGCCUGUAGUUGCCAGGGCUGGAAGCGAUGCUGGUUUUUUAUUUGUUUCAAUGUUCCUAAUGGGUUUGUUUCAGAAGUGCCUCACUGUUCUCGUGACCUGGAGUAACCGGAACAGCGUUCUUCAUUCAUUUCUGUUGGGACGAGUCGCAGAGUUGGGUGGUGUAAGAAAGCUUUUCAGGAGCGGAUAUAACCCCAGCACGUGUCCAUGAAGGAAGAGUGAGGAGGAGGAGGAGGAAGAGGAGGAGAGCCAGCUCCCUCUUUUUUUCAGUCCCUGCACAAGGAACAACGACUGCCUCCCGAGCGCGAAGGAGAACCUCAGCUUCCUGUGGAUGGCCCUAGCCAAAAGGACCCUGCGCCAAACGGGUGUCUUUCAACUUUGCUUGUAAAAAUCAUUUUGCACAUAUUCUGUAUGAGCCUCACCGUCUCCAUAAAGCCAAGGCCCUUUGAUUCGGAAGGAGAGGAGGACCACUUCUGCUGUGGAUUCCCGUACCGCGAAGGGGAGGAGGAAGCAGAAGAGGCCCGAGGCCGCCCAAGGGGCAGGUGGCAACGCCGCCCAACCCUGCCGAGACUCCCAGGCAGCGGUCUCUGCCAACCAAUCCGAGCUCAGGCAGUCUCCUGCCGACCAGUCAGAGCUCAGACAGCCAGCCGUGCCAGCCAGUGGGAGAGCGGGGAGCACGCUCUGCAGCGGGGCUGAGCCGACCUGCCCCGCACUUGCUGAGGUGGUGGUGGUGGGCUUGUGUAGAUCUCUCCUUUUUUUGCAGUUUGAUAUUUUCUUGAAAGCAUGUUGCGGUUUUUAUUUUGACUUUUCUUUUUUUUUUUUUUUUUUUGGAGGGAGAAGGGAGUGUUUACAAUGUUUUGUAAUCACCUACCUUUUUGUUUUGGUUUAUUUUCACCUUUGCAAAUGUUAAAUUGGUUUGAUCAUGUUGUAUUAUUUAAGCUGGGUUUUUUCUCCAUUGAAAUUUGGUAGAAGUAUAACGAUAGACGAGUUUUACCAACCAUUAUGUACACCAAGAAUUUGUAAUUUUAUUUGCUAGUAAUUGAAACCUCCUUUUUUUGUUGUUGUUUUAUAAUUUAAAGAUAGUAGGCAAUGCACUUGAUAUAGUCUUGCACAUUUGAGUGAUUGAUUUGGGUUCUUUUUAGUGCUAAGUAUAUCUGUGAGUGUGGGAGCAAUACAGAGCGAGUGUGAGUGCGCGUGCAUGUGUGUGUAAGUGCAUGCAGUUCUCCACAUCCUGGUUUGAGCUGCAGGAGAUCUGUAUCUGGGGCCAUUUGAAUGCAAAAACAAACCACUGUCUCUGCUUUUGAAAGGGGAAUCAGUAACUCUUUGCAUUUUCUGUUCCACAAGAUAUGCAAAAACAAUGCAAUAAUAUUAAUUUUAAAAUACAGUUGUAAGUUGUGUUGGCAUUAAAACUGUAUAGAAAAAAAUUGUGGGGGUGGGGGUGGGGAACAAAAAAACAGAAGGCGUUACGCUUCGAUAUAUUCCGUGUGAUGUUUUACUGCAUUGAUAAUGUUUCUGCUGAAGAAACCGUUAUACUUGAAUUCAGGUCAGUUUCAGUAUUUUUCAAAUAUUUUUUUAAAAUGAAUUGCAAUUGUGCCAAGCAAAGAUAAUGAAUUGAAUUAAGUUUGUUUAAAAAAAAAAAGAAAAAAAAUAAUCACUUCUUGUAUAUUUUGCUGCAUGUCAAGUGAAUCAUUUCGUAUUUGGAAUGUGCCAAGCUUUACCUUUGAACUUUUAAGUGCUUUUCUACGUGUGGUUGGGGAAAGGGGUACUAUUUUUUUCCUUUUUUAAUUUGUACAAUGAACAAAGUGUACCUGGUGUAAGUAACUAUUCUGCAAUCCACUGACAGGUUGAACGUUACUGAUUUUGCAUAUCUUGUGUUCAUUUUCCUUCUUCCUCACUCCCUUUAAACAUGCACGAUGA